AUGGCAUCAACUAACAACAAACCUUCGUCCUACGACGCACAGGCCUCAACAAACUACAAGGAAGCAUUUGCGCUCUUCGACAAGCGCGGAAAUCAACGUGUCGCCCUCGAGAGCCUCGGUGAUCUGCUACGUGCGUGCGGGCAGAAUCCUACAUUGGCCGAGAUCAGGGAUUUGGAAAAGAAUGUUGGCUCCGACUUUGAUUUCGAGACCUUCUCCAAAAUUCUUAACAGACCAGGCGGCUUCCGCGAUCCGGGGGAACCUGAAGAAUACUGCCGCGGCUUUCAGGUUUUCGAUAAGGAUAUGACGGGUUUUAUCGGGGUUGGCCAAGUGCGAUAUAUCUUGACGAAUUUGGGAGAGAAGAUGAGUGAUGAGGAGGUGGAUGAGUUGUUGAAGGCGGUUGAUACCAGUUCUGGAGAGAUUAACUAUACCGAUUUGGUACGCACCAUCCUCGCGAAUUAG
Venustampulla echinocandica is the source of this 459-nucleotide messenger RNA. RefSeq lists its product as uncharacterized. Gene Ontology annotation, molecular function: calcium ion binding. Gene Ontology annotation, cellular component: myosin II complex. Gene Ontology annotation, biological process: mitotic actomyosin contractile ring assembly. Lineage: Eukaryota; Fungi; Ascomycota; Leotiomycetes; Helotiales; Pleuroascaceae. The coding region runs from base 1 to 459 and encodes 152 amino acids. The transcript has 3 exons. The record is from RefSeq and is a predicted model, not a curated record.